This is a messenger RNA of Acaulospora colombiana, 399 nucleotides long. The record is from the annotation of a GenBank genome assembly. Lineage: Eukaryota; Fungi; Glomeromycota; Glomeromycetes; Diversisporales; Acaulosporaceae.
AUGGACCGUCAAAUCUUAUUCUUCCUUAUAUGGCUUGUCCCCUUGGCGGAUCUGCAGGCUGUCGGAAAAGAUCUCUUGUUGGUGACGAGGUUUGCGCUACUAUAUCCCCUAUCGAUUCCCGUUCUUCGUAGCAGCUCGACUGGGCAGAGGGUGGAGCAGGAAAAACGAGAGCAGGGAUGUACUGGCGAGAGUCGCCUCUCUGCUAUCUACGCGAGCGAGGGCUUACGUCUUUGUCUGUCUCUGGGAGGAAGGCUUCAACGAACGGACAACCCCCUGCUGGCUAGCUUCCUUGAGGCUUGGCCCAUGGCGGAGGGUGACGCCCACACGAAGAAGACCCGUUCUGCUGCAGCUUGGCAACAGAGACGAUAUGCAACAUCUCCUCGCAAUGGACAGAUUUAG